ACUGAGAGGACAGAAAAGGAGGUGUGGUCUUGGGCUAAAAAUGCUUUUAAGUCUGAUUUAGAGACUUGUUUGAUUUGGGCAAGGUCAUUCAGUAGUUUUUGGGGGGAUUUGAUUGGGGUGGAUAAUGAAGUUUUUUCAGAAUUAAAACAGGAGGUUGUGUUUCCAUUAAAAAAUAUACGCAAGGGGAUAAAAUGA
Molecule: messenger RNA, 195 nt
Organism: Racocetra persica
Lineage: Eukaryota; Fungi; Glomeromycota; Glomeromycetes; Diversisporales; Gigasporaceae
Source: the annotation of a GenBank genome assembly